AUGGGGUCGCUGAAUGAGGCCAGUAAAGACGUCUUGUCAGUGGCCAAUCACCCUCCAAUACGCAUACCGGGCCCGAAUCUGCUUCAUCUGCUUGUUGAGAGAAGCUCGCAAGAUGGGAACCCGGCUAUUGACUUUCUGACCCAAGAUGGCGACCGCAUUUCGCUGUCGUAUCCCGAGUUCCAUCAUGCUGCCGACACACUGGCAGCCAGGAUCUCGGCCCUGGCCGGUGCCACCGCAGACGAGGCGAGGCCUUUUGUCGUCCCGGUCCUUCUCCCGCAAAGUCCGGAGCUCUAUAUUGCGCUCCUGGCAAUCCUCAAAGCGGGCGGCGCCUUCUGCCCCAUUAAUCUAGAUGUCCCUCUUGAGCGGGCCAAAUUCAUAUCGGAGGAUGUUUCAGCAACUGUUGCCAUCACGACUUCCAGUCUAGCAUCAAGACUGCCCCGAGAUGGGCUGUCUCUUUUGAUCGUCGAUGAAGAGCCCUCCAUUAAUAACUCACCGGUGCAUGCGCGGCACAGACAAGCGCGCCCACAAGACCUGGCAUACGUGAUGUACACGUCAGGCUCGACCGGAACUCCCAAGGGCGUGGGCGUCUCUCACGAUGCGGCUACCCAGAGUCUCCUGGCUCACGACCGUCAUAUUCCGCGGUUUUCGAGGUUCCUUCAGUUUGCCGCGCCGACCUUUGACGUGUCUGUUUUCGAGAUUUUUUUCCCGCUCUUCAGGGGCAAGACCGUUGUGAGCUGCCAUCGCCCUAGGAUGCUGAACGACCUGCCCGCUGUCAUCAACGACAUGGAGGUUGACGCAUGCGAGCUGACGCCGACGGUUGCGGGCAGCUUGCUUCGCAGGCGGGAAAAUGUCCCAGGCCUUCGCCUACUCCUGACCAUCGGGGAGAUGCUCACCACACCAGUGGUGGACAAAUUUGGCGGCAAUAGCGAGCGGCCGAGCAUGCUCUGGGGCAUGUACGGACCGACCGAGGCAGCAAUACACUGCACUCUGCAACCUUCCUUUUCCUGUGACUCGACCGUACACACCAUAGGUUCUCCCCUGGACACAGUUUCGGCAUUCAUCUUGAGCGUUCCGGACGAUGGCGAUGCAGGCCAAACGUUCACUAUCCUCCCUCGCGGGCAAAUCGGGGAGCUGGCCGUGGGCGGGCAUCAACUCGCCGAAGGCUACCUGAACCGGCCAGAACAGACGGCUGCGGCAUUCAUAGACACAGCAUACGGCCGUCUGUACAGGACAGGAGACAAGGCAGUCAUGAGACCAGAUGGCACGCUGGAGUGUCUUGGCCGAAUAGCUGAUGGGCAAGUAAAACUCAGGGGCCAGCGGAUUGAGCUCGGCGAGGUUGAACAGGCGGCGUUAAGGACCUCAGGGUGUCACGGCGCAGUUGCUGCUGUCACUGACGCAACACUCGUCCUCUUUUGUGCCGUGGACGCCCCCGGUGAUCCAACGUCCAAAAUCAGGGUGUCUUGCAAAAAGUGGCUCCCGGGCUUUAUGCUACCUGGCGACAUCGUUGUAGUAGAAAGCUUUCCUCGUCUCGCGUCCGGAAAGAUUGACCGGAAGCGGCUUGUCACGGAUUAUAAAGAGUCUCGAAACACAGAAAUGUCACGAGACGUUCAUCAGGGAGAUGCUGUCGAGAAGCAGCUCUGCGACCUUGUGGGAGAGGUUCUCGGUUCCCAAAUACAACCUGACCAAGACCUCUCCCGGGCUGGCCUCGACUCGCUCAGCGCGAUUAGGGUCGCAUCUACCCUCAGACAAGCUUCUUUUGAUAUCGGUGCGAUUGAGGUGCUGGAGGCUAGGACGAUUACUGCCCUGCGAGCACGCCUGAGCCAGGCUACCGGAUUAUCACCGCGAGACUCAUGGAUAGAUGCCGAUUCGCGUGAUCUCGACCUGGCCACGAUUGCUAAGAGCAAUCCGGCGCUUUCAAGUCGGAUGGCUCUGAUCGAAGCCAUUAUCCCAUGCACAGCGCUGCAAACCUCGAUGCUGGCCGAGACGGUGGCAGAUGCCCGGGCGUACUGCAACUGGGUCGAGCUACGGUUCUCGCCAACCGUUCUAGUGUCAAGCAUCCGUUCUUGGUUUCUGCAACUCGCCCAAAUGAAUGAGAUUCUGCGAACUGGAUUUGUGCAUCGCAAUGGCCGGUUUUUGCAGGUCAUCUUCAGGGACGCCAACGAAUUAACGAUAUUAAUCUCCGAAUGUCCAGACAAGGACUUCCAGAUAACGACAGAGGACGAGUUCUUGUCUCCCUGUCGGGUUACAAUCUCUCCUGGGGCGGAACAAGAUGAAACGACCGUCAUUUUAUAUCUGCAUCAUGCCAUCUACGACGGCUGGUCACUUGACCUGCUCCUGUCUGACCUUGCCUUGCUUACCCAGGGGUCUGAACUUCAUCUCAGGCCGCAAUUUCGAGAAGUAUCGCCCUACUACGAAUCCAAGGCCUUCAGAGACAGCUGUGAUGCGGCAAGAGAGUUUUGGACGGAAAAGCUUUUGGGUUUUCAGCCUGCUCCGUUCCCAACGCUCCAUCAGAAAACUCCAAGUACAUCUGAAGUUCUCUCGUCGUCCAUUUCGCUCAAUAUCAGUCCUCGGGAUGUGAAAUCAGCCAUGCAACGCAUCUCCUGCAGUCCACAGGCCUUAUUUCAAGCGGUCGUCGCAUGGCUAUGGAGCGCUAUUGUCGGGAACCCGGACGUCGUGGUCGGCUCAGUCACAUCUGGGAGGACAAUACCUGUUUCUAGAGUUGAAGAGAUUCUAGGGCCAUGUAUCGCCUCAUUACCAAUACGAACGAGCUUCACCCAUGUGCGGACGAUUAAAGAUCUUCUGGUCAGCAUACACGCGGGGAAUAGGGAAGCCCUUCUACACGGUACGCUACCACUGUGGGAAAUCAAACGAGCUGCGGGAAUCAGUUCGGGACAGACCUUGUAUGAUGUGCUCUUCAUCUAUCAGGAGGCUCUACAGAAUGGGCAAGCCACGGAUGUCUUCAGGGAGGUUGCUCACCAGGACUACCUUGAGACGAGGCUUCUAGUUGAGGUGGAACCCAGGGAGAGCGACUUCAACUGUCGAUUCACUUACCAUAGCAAUUCGAUUCCCAGCCCCCAGAUCGAUGUGCUGAAGGAGUCAGUCCGGGCGCUGCUGUUUCACAUACUCGACAAUCUGGAUUCAGACAUAGCGUCUAUGUUGAGCCCCUUACCGUCACAUCUCCUCUCCAUUGCCAAUCCCAACCCUACAUCGUGCUCCGGGAUGCCGGACCUUGCGCACGCCGUCGAGCGAAUUGCUGCGAAGUACCCUGAGAAGGAUGCUCUCUGCUUCGCGGAUUGUAUCUCUGAGGGCAUGAUCAAAACCACUACGAUUUCAUUCGCGGAACUCAAUUCGGCGGCCAACAGGAUUGCGUGGCACCUUAGAGACCAAGGCCUGGACGGAGGGAGAGUGGUCGCCAUCAUCAUGGAGAAAUCGAUUGAUCUGUACGCCGGAAUUCUUGCGAUCCAAAAGGCGGGAUGUGCAUAUCUGCCCCUCCUGCCCAGCACGCCCUUUGCCCGAAUCGAGGUCAUACUACAGCAAGCAAAGGUGGAGUUUUGCCUCACAGACACCGACACUCACGAGCUCCUCGAGUGGUUGCAGUGUAAGCUGGUCGAUGUUCAGAAACUGCCCACGCAAUUGGGCCCUAUGCGGAACUUGGAGUGUACCCCUGAUCCUCAUCGGCUGGCCUACAUAAUCUAUACCUCCGGCAGCACGGGAACGCCGAAAGGCGUAUGCGUCACGCAGCUUAACAUUAUGAGCAACCUCGAUGUUCUGUCAAAUAUUUACCCGGUGAGCGAUAACUCGAGGUUGCUGCAGUCAUGCUCCCAGGCAUUCGACGUCUCGGUGUUUGAGAUCUUCUUUGCCUGGACCCAGGGGAUCUGUCUUUGCUCAGCCACGAACGACACUCUUUUCGAGAAUCUGGAGAGGUCGAUCCGUAAAUUAGAAGUCACCCAUCUCAGCAUGACGCCGACGGUUGCAUCCCUGAUUGACCCAGCAAAUGUCCCACUGGUCGAGUUCCUGGUCACCGCCGGCGAGGCAAUGACUGAGCCAGUUGCCCGGAAGUGGGGAAAGAAGCUCUACCAGGGUUAUGGACCAUCGGAGACUACAAACAUCUGCAGCGUCAAGCAGAUGGGUUCUGAUGAUGUGAUCCAGCACCUCGGAUUGGCGUUCAAAAACACCUCGACGUUUGUCCUGGCCCAGGGGAGCAUGGACCCCGUCCCGCUUGGUUGUCUAGGUGAGCUGUGUUUUGGUGGAGCCCAAGUUGCUCAGGGGUAUUUGGACAUGCCAGACUUGACCGCGGUCAAGUUCAUCAACCAUCCGGAGUUUGGGCGACUCUACAGGUCUGGUGAUCUCGGACGAAUGCAUCCAGAUGGAUCGCUGUUCAUUGUUGGUCGGACAGAUGAUCAAGUCAAGAUUCGGGGUCAACGGGUAGAGCUUCAGGAGAUUACUGAGACCUUGAGACGGUCAGCAUUCGGGGCUGAUGUUACGACCUUGUUUCUGCGUGGAGAAGAGACCGGUUCUCAGGACAAGAUCGUCUCAUUUUGGGUGCCGAUGCAGCACCACGCUGUCGAUUUUGAGGUUCUCGAUGUGGACGAUGAGCUUGCGGAGAGCAUUCAAUCACUCUAUCGUGCCCUAGCUGGGCAGCUUCCUGCGUACAUGGUGCCUUCCGCCAUCAUUCCAAUCACAAGUCUGCCAACAACUGCCUCUGGGAAGCUGGAUAGAAGCCGGCUGAAAGUCGCCUCCCGCGGUCUUGUGAAGGACUAUGUCGCACUAGUUAGCCACCGGGCUGAUUUGGAUACGGAUGAUGGAGAUUGGUCUGACGCGGAGGUACGGGUUGCGGAAGCUGUAUCCGGUGCGUUGAACGUUAGAAGGGGCGACAUCAAGAGAUGGACGCCUCUUACAACGCUGGGACUUGAUUCCAUUUCCGUCAUCCAAGUGUCAAGGCACUUACAGGAAAGCCUCGGCAAGCGGUUUCCAAUAUCCCUCAUUCUGCAGAACGCGAGCGUCGCAAGGCUUGCACAGGCUCUGCCUGCUGACGACGUACGGGAUCCGCGGUUAGAAGAGGCAGAUCUUGUUCCAAAAUCACUGGCCGAAAAGGCGGCCGAGAAGCUGGACCGUCCGGGGCUGCUCAUCGACGAAAUCCUCCCAUGCACCCCACUCCAGGAAGCCAUGCUCGCGAUGUCGACAAGCAAAGGGCAGUAUUUCAACCACAUGCUUUUCAGGGUCACUGGGGACCUGGGGAGACUAAAGGCUUCUUGGGACGCCAUGUGCUCGCGGCACGGCAUUCUUCGCACGUGCUUUGUGCCCAUGGACGAUGCUCAAUAUCCCAUCCUCCAGGUUGUGCUGUCCCGUUGGCGGCCGCCAUGGCACUCCUUUGAUGCGUCGCUAUCCACCGUCGAAAACUGCAUUUCACGCCAUGCCAAAGGAGUGUCGAGUCCAUUGGAAACGAUGGAGCCGGCGGUAUCGUUUGCUACGAUUGCGCGAGGAGACUGCGUUUAUCUGUCUUUUGUGUGCCAUCAUGCCCUGUAUGACGGGGUAGCCAUUGAGAGGCUUCUGUAUGAAAUCGAGCAACAUUUCGCUGGCGCUUCCCUCCCUCCACCGUUGGAGUACGGCAGGUUUCUUCGAGAAGCCCUGGUGUUGCCGGCUUCGACAGACAAGUUCUGGCUGGGACAUCUCGCGCGCUACGAACCGAAACUGACAUCUGAUCUGAGGUCAGGUAACCCCAGCGUUGGUUCCCCUGUUGGAGCUUACGAUCUGGACGUGUCAUUGUCCCAGAUAAGGACCAAGGUCAGAGAGUUUGGCGUGUCACUCUUGGCACUUACUCAGUCAGCUUGGGCAAUCGCUCUCGGAUGCCUCUUCCGGACGGGCGACGUCUGCUUCGGGAAUGUUGUCAAUGGCCGUUCUCUGCCCCUUGAGGGUAUUGAGGAGCUUGUAGCUCCCUGUUUCAAUACGGUUCCUGUUCGGUUCAACAUUUCAAGCUGUCAACGGAAUGUUGAUCUGAUGAAGGCCUUUCAGAGCAUCAAUGUGGAGGUCAUGCAAUACCAGUUCACUCCGCUCAAGCGAAUCCAGUCGUUGGUUUCGAAGCACGGCGCACGGCGUUUGUUCGACACGCUUUUGUUGCUGCAGCAGCCUUCUCGGUCGCUGGACCAGUCGUUGUGGACGCUUGAGCGUGACGAUGGCGAGAUGGAUGUUCCUCUUGUUUGCGAACUUAUACCCAUAGAUUCCAUAGACCGACUUGUUGUCAAGAUGCAUACUGCCAAAAGCUCGCAACUGCCGGACGAUAUUGUCAGAUUGGCUUUCGAUUUGUUAUCCUGCGCCAUGCGGCGCUGCCUCGAGUUUCCUGCAUCACGUCUUUUGCUCGAGGAUGUUCCUGAAGGAUUGGCCGAAAGGCUGGCGCAUAUCGAGGUGCGGCCUCCUCAGUCCUCCUUGACUACACACCUGUCACGUCACCCAGAGGAGGAGUGGACCGAAGUCGAAAGCUCAAUUCGUGUUGUUCUUGCGAAGCUCUCGUCAUCCAGCGCAGAGCGUAUCCGGCGGCACACAACAAUAUACCAUCUCGGAUUGGAUAGCAUCAGCGCCGUGCGCAUUGCGGCGAUGCUCCGCAACCUUGGCUACCACGUGGCUGCGAGCGAUGUCAUUGAUAACCCGACUUGUCAGAGCCUUGGUCAACUGAUCGCUGCCAGGGCUCCUGGUUUGGAGGAUGAGUCGGCAUUCAACCUUGCCGGCUUCCAGUCUCAGGUGCUGCCCCAAGUCAUCGCUCAGGGGGUUCCAGCUGAUGACAUUGAGGUGAUCUUGCCCUGCACGCCGUUUCAAUCCGCCAUGAUGGCUCAGUUUGUGAAGUCCGGUGGGAUCGACUACUUCAACUACAUGUGUUUUGAGUUGGACAACGACGUGGAUACCUCCAACCUGAUCAGGGCUUGGGAGUCACUCUCACUCACUCAACCUAUCCUGCGCACUGCGGUCAUACCGAUCGAACAUGACGAGAUUGCAUUUGCCAUGAUUCAACAUCGUCUGCCGGAACUCACAGCUGUUGAGCUCACUGACGAAAUAGACCCGGAAUUGUGGCGGCUUCGAGUUGCUCGUUCUGCGGUCAGCGAGCCGUGGAAGGGGCUUUGGAAGGUUGCCAUUGUCGGAAGCAAGAUGCACCUGACCAUUCACCACGCACUAUACGAUGCUCACUCGCUUCAGCUUCUCUUGAAAGACCUAGCGAAAGCACUCGCGGAGAACAUGACGUCUCCCCCAUCCCGGACCGAGGAUGUAGUCGUCGACAUACUUGGCCAAGUCUCUGCAAAGAUGGAGAGUUCCGCACAGUUCUGGAAACAGCAGGCUCAAGACUUCGUCAUAAACAGCUUCCCAGUAAUGACGCCACUCCGCCAAGCUACCCGCGACGUCUUAUCUGAAGUUUUCACGAGCAGCCUUCCUUUGACCACCCUAGAGGAGGCGGCAGCGAGAGCUGGGUACCCGCUGCAGGUGAUUCUCCAGGCUGCCUGGACCCGAGUUCUCUCGGGUUACCUCGGGGAAUCUAAGAUGAUCUUCGGCGUGGUCUUGUCCGGCCGGAGCACGGAGACAACUCGCAACGCUGUGUUUCCCUGCGUGACGACUCUGCCCGUCAUAUCAAGCAACAGCGAUUCGAACUGUACCCUUCUGACUCAGAUGCUCAAGUACAAUACGGAGCUUUUUGGGCAGCAACACCAGUCUCUUACUCACAUACAGAAAUGGCUUGGAUGUCCGGAUGUUAGGCUGUUUGACACGCUGCUAGUCUAUCAGAAACUUGACAUCGCGCCGGCAGAAAGAAGCCCCUGGCGCAUCAUUGAAGAGAAGGCCAACAUCGAAUACCCCGUGUCGAUUGAGAUAGAACCCACUCAAGGGGAUCGACUCCGAUAUCAGAUCACGUUCUUUAGUGACGUUCUGCCCAAGCAACAGGCCACCAUCCUGCUUAAGCAGUUUGACGCAGCUAUUCAUCACCUUGCUCUCGAACCUAACGGACGAGAACCAAACCUGUUUGCGUUACGUCCUGAUCUCUUCUCCAUCCUUCCGCCCGAGAUGCGCGAGAUCCCGACGACGGUGAAAUCCCUUCAUCACUUUGUGGAGCUGCAGGCACUCAGCACACCCAAUGCCACGGCCCUGCACUUCGUGGAAAGGUUUGACAAUGGCGUCCCAGUUGGGCGCACUUGGACGUACGCGGAACUUGACGCCAACGGCAACCGGGUAGCGCAGAUGUUACAUCCCCAUGUCAACCGUGGGGAUAUAGUCGCUGUCUACUUUGACAAAUGCCCAGCCGCCUACUUUUCGAUCCUGGGCAUUCUCAAAUCCGGCUGUGCCUUUGUUGCGUUGGAUCCUGCAGCGCCACGUUCGAGAAACGAGUUGAUCAUCAUGGAUUCCGGUGUCUCGGUCUUGCUAACCGCCCUUGACGGAAAAGGGCAGCUGUGGAAGCCCCUCACUUCUGCGGUGUCAGUGCUGACCAUAGACGAAGAUUCGCUGCUGGCUGUCCCUGCCGACCCUCAAAUCUCCAACCGAGACGUCCAGCCCGACGAUGUCUGCUACUGUCUUUAUACUUCUGGCACAACUGGGACACCAAAGGGCUGUCUCAUCACACACGACAACGCGGUACAGUGCAUGCUUGCCUUCCAGCGCAUAUUCCAAGGCCACUGGCAGGAGGAUUCGAAAUGGUUGCAGUUUGCGUCCCUCCACUUUGACGUGUCGGUCCUAGAGCAGUACUGGAGCUGGUCGGUGGGCAUCACGCUCGUUGCCGCGCCUCGGGAUUUGAUCUUGGAGGACCUUGCUGCGGCAAUAUCACGCCUGGGUAUCACCCAUAUCGACCUUACUCCAAGUUUGGCGCGGUUACUUCAUCCGGACGACGUUCCAAGCCUUUGCAAGGGGGUUUUCAUUACCGGAGGCGAGUCCCUGAAACAGGAGAUCCUUGAUGUCUGGGGUUCCAAGGCAGUCAUUUACAACUUCUACGGUCCCACCGAGGCAACCAUUGGGGUGACGGUCUAUCCGCGAGUACCAACCUCCGGCCGCGCAUCCAACAUUGGCCGGCAGUUUGUCAAUGUCGGUUCCUAUGUGCUUAAACGCGGGACAGAGCAGCCGGUGCUUAGAGGCGGCGUGGGCGAACUGUGCGUUUCUGGCCGGCUGGUCGGCAAGGGGUAUCUGAAGCGUGAGGGCCUUACGGCGGAAAAGUUCCCCACCCUGCAGCACUUCGGGGAUCGCGUGUACCGUACAGGUGAUCUGGUCAGGGUUCUCCAUGAUGGGUGCUUCGACUUCCUAGGGCGUGCGGACGACCAGGUGAAGCUUCGUGGUCAGCGCCUGGAAAUUGGAGAGAUCAACCACACGAUCCGGAAAGGGGUUGAGACGGUCACCGACGUUGCCACGCUGGUGGUGCGGGACGAAGUAAACGCAAAGGAUCUUCUCGUGUCAUUCAUUGUGGGUGCCAACACGGCGAGAACGUUGGCAGGUCCUCUCCGUAUUAUUGAGAGCCCGGAUGCUUUGGAUCUCUGCCGGCGUGCUCGCGAUGCCUGCCGUUCCAAGCUUCCGGCUUACAUGGUUCCUACAUACGUGCUCCAGAUGUCGUGUAUUCCACUAUCCGCCAACAAUAAAACUGAUAUCAAGACACUCGGGACAUUUGUUUCCUGGCUCAGUCCGGAAAAGCUGGUAUCACUCUCUUGUUCGACCGAACAGGCGCGCCGAACCCUCAGCUUGACGGAGGGUAAGAUUGCUAAGGCACUUGCUGAGAUGCAAUCUCUGGAUAUGAGUCUUAUCUUGCCAAAUUCCAGCAUCUUCGAACUGGGCAUCGACUCCAUCUCAGUUCUUCGCUUCUGUCGGGCUUUGAGAAAGGAAGGGCUUGUCCAAGCGACCCCUUCUCUGGUACUGCGGCAUCCUCUGCUUUGCGAUCUGGCCGGUGCUCUAGAGGUGCCCAAACGGUCGUCCAACUCUGAGUCCAUUGCAGCGGCAAGGCAGCUUGUGCAAGCGUGCGCUCACAAACACCGAUCGCACGUUUGUGGAGAACUGGGAGUCACACCAGACCAGAUCGAGUACAUUGCGCCAUGUUCGCCGUUGCAGCAGGGCAUGAUUUCGAGGGCUGAGAUUGACGGUGCCUACUUCAACACUUUCCGGUUCCAGCUUGCGCGUGAGGUUUCGCCGCAACUUCUCCGCCAAGCGUGGCAGAAGACGGUUGAUGCUCUGCCCAUUCUGCGAACGAAGUUUGUUCGUACGAUCGACGGUUUUGUCCAGGUUGCACUGAAGGAAUUGGUAAUGCAGUGGAGGGAAAGACAAAUCCAGGUUUGUGGGGAGUCAACUGUCGAAGAUGCCAUUGUCGAGUCACGCGAGUCGUGGAUUGCGAAGAACCAAGGUUCCUUGGUGCAGCCCUUGGAGGCGGUUCUCGUUUAUGUGGGCUGCACAGGGCAACGCCUUCUCCUGCUGCACAUAUUCCAUGGACUUUACGAUGCCAACAGUCUUUUGCUCGUUCUUGAUCGGGUGGCGCGCGAAUAUCAGUCACUGGCAGGUGGCUAUCUCGGCAAGACGCCCGCGUCCGGACCACCCUUCUUCGAUGCUCUGCUUCACGGACCGCUACAGGACUUUAGCAGCAGCAGAUCUUUCUGGGUGAAGCACUUUGACGGCGUAACCUUCAGCACAGCCAUCACCACUUCCGUCAGUACUUCAACUAUCUCAGCACAUCAAGAUGUCUCGUUAAGACGUCUCGAACCCCUGAGAAAGGGGCUCGGCGUCACCCACCAAGCCAUCAUCCAGGCGGCUUGGGUUAGCGUCCUGGCCAAGCACCUCGCUGCCAAUCCGACGAUCGGUAUCAUCUUCUCGGGGCGCACGAUCGAAUUGGAGGGCAUCGAGGAGGUAGUUGGACCUCUGUUCAACACGCUGCCCUUCCAGGCUCGACUUUCCACCGAGAACGGGACGUCCGGAACGACUUGGGCGUCCUUGAUUCGCCAAUGCCAUGACUUUAACACUGCAGUUCUUGCCUUUCCACAUGUUCCCCUUCGCGAUAUCCAGAAGUGGUGCUCAAGGGGCCAGGCGAUGUUCAAUACACUCUUCUCGUUUCAUCGAAGUGAUGCAGCCGUGGCGGUGGAACAGGAAUUGUGGACGACGGUUGACUCGGAACCAAGUGCUGAUUACCCAUUGGCCUUGGAGGCUACCUUGAGUUCUGAUGAUUGCAUGCGUCUGCUUCUGGUCGCCCAGUCUGCUGCCUACAGCCAAGACAAGCUUUCAGACUGCAUGGACGGCCUGCAAUGGGCGUUUGAUGCCAUGGCCGAGAACGCAGACCAAAUCAUCACUCCCAAUGAACAAGGACCGAUCGGAAACGGGCACGGUAAUGAUGCGCGAAAUGGGCUCGACGAUCUAGUAGACGACACUCCUCAAACGUUUGCUUGGACCGAGGAAGCGUCGCUCCUCCGAGACGAGGUGGCCAAGCUCGCCAACAUAGUCCCUGAGACGGUUACCGAGGCAACCCCUUUGUUUGGAUUGGGCCUCGACAGCAUUGAUGUCAUUAAACUCUCCGCGAGAUUGAAGCGACAUGGCAUCAGAAUCAAGACAAGCGAGUUGAUGAAGGCUCAGUCAAUCGCGGCCGCCUUGCAACUUCUCAAGCGGAGGGGUGACGAUGCCCAGCACAACGGACCUACCACAAGCCUGAGCGUGGGUAGUGAAGCUCGCUCUCGCCUAAGAGAGUAUCUUGCCGGGUUGGGCGAACUUGGAGACGGCGAUAUUGCUCUCCCAGCCACUCCACUCCAGGAGUCAAUGAUUGCGGGAAUGAUUGAGUCGGAUUUCCGGUUGUACUUCAAUCACGACAUCCGGGAGAUUGCGCCUUCGGUGAACAUUGGCAGGCUCAAGGCUGCUUGGAAUACGGUGAUUGCAGGAUCUCCAAUACUCCGCACCAUUUUCCUACCGGUUGACAGCCCUGAUUUUGAGUUCACAUAUUGCCAGGUCAUAAGGCGGGAGUCGUCUCCGCGGAUCUCGGAUGUCGGCCUUGACUUUCGGGACCAGUUAGCAAUGGUGUGCGACGCCGCUACUCAACGAGCUCUGGAGGGAGCUGGACGAUCCAACCUGCUGCAGAUUACCUUUGCCAGCAUAGGUGAGCAGAAAUUCCUGGUUCUCUCUAUUGCCCACGCACUGUACGAUGGGUGGUCGCUUGGUCUUCUUCAUCAAGACGUACAGCGCGCAUACGAGGGCAGCUACAGUCCUGGUGAUAUGGAGGAUUAUGUCAGCCAACUGGACACUCUCCUCUUCCGAGGUCACCAGGAUGCGUCUUCCUUCUGGUCCGGGUUUCUCAGGGACAGCAAUCCGACCCUGUUCCCUUGGAGCCAAGAGACCCCUGAGCAAGAGGGCACAGCACACCAUGUGGAGCUGGCAUCCUCUCUCCCAAGCACCGAGAUUGCCUCGUUUUGCAGAAGUCAGGCCGUGACACUGCAGACGUUGGGCCAAUCUUGCUGGGCUGCUCUGCUGGCUGCGCGCACUGGGGCGUUGGACGUCAUUUUUGGAGUGGUGCUUUCCGGUCGGGAUUCUGAGGCGCUCGAGGAUCUCGUAUUCCCAACCAUGAACACCGUUGCAAUCAGGAGCGUUCUUCACGGCACGGUCUCCUCUUGGGUGCGGUACAUGCAGGAUAACGUGGCUAGUAUUUUGCCUCACCAGCAUUUUCCGCUGCGUGAAGCGCAGAAGUUGGCUCAGGCUAAAGGGCCACUGUUCAAUACCCUCUUCAUCCACCAGCGCGAGGUGGAUUCGCCCAGCCGACGUGAGUGGGAGCAGCUCCUCAAGUCUGUUGAUGGCUCAUCUGCAGUGGAAUACCCGGUUUGUGUCGAGAUGGCGUCAUCGUCAGGGGGGCAGCUCACCUGGAGGGCGGCAAUCAACGCAACCUGUGGGACGCACGAUGACUCUGUUCGUCUGUUGAAAGAGCUUGACUCGGUGCUUGCGUACCUCGUCCGUUCGCCCGACGCAGAAGUCCUUGUCUUUGGUAAUGCGGAGGUUUCAAUCUGCGGGUUAGGGCCAACUGCGCUUGGAGUCAAAGACGAUACCUCAACGACCACCCCAUCGGGGCCGUCAACCGGUGAGAGCGACGUCUCAUGGUCCCCCAUUGAGAAGAAGAUUAGAGACGUACUAUCCGAGGUGUCAGGGGUCCCGGUUGCAAGCAUCCUGAGGAGGCACAACAUAUACCAUCUCGGUCUGGACUCCAUCAGCGCUAUCAAAGCUGGCUCACUCUUGCGCAAGAAGGGAAUCGAUGUGGGGUUUCGAGAUGUGUUGAAGUCUAGGUCGAUUGCAGACAUGGCUCAGAUUGUUUCUGCCACCGGCUCGGAGGCCCCCCUGUCGUCGAAUGAAAGCGACUGUCCUAAUCCCAACCCGGCUGCGUGGGACGCGGAUAUUGACGUUGCCUCAGCCUUCUCUGAUGCUGGGGUCAACGAAUCGGUCGUGCAGGAGGUGUUGCCUGCCACGCCAAUGCAGGUGCACAUGCUCUCGGUGUGGCAGAACACGAAUGGAGAAGUCUUCUACCCAUUGUUUACCUUCAUUUUGCGCGGGAGAGUGGACAAGGCCGCUAUCACCACUGCGUGGGAGGCUCUGGUUGCUGAGACACCGAUUCUGAGGACCGUAUUCAUCUCGACAGGCUCUCGGUUAAUCCCAAUCCUACAGGCCAUCAUUCAGCCUUCUGUUGUCCAUCAGGGUUGGUCUUCUGCCUCUCCAGGGAUAUGGGGAUCGGACACUGCACCAGGGGGCCUUGUCCAGCCGUACCACCACUUCCACGCGGAGGAGUGCGGCCCGGAGACAUGGAAGAUCCAGCUCAGAAUUCACCACGCUCUGUACGACGCGGUCAGCCUAAUGACACUCAUGGACCGGUUUUCCGCUCUCUGCACCACGACAGAACAGCCCGCAAACCCCGAGUCUGACUGGCGGGAGGCUGUUCGUGAAUGUGCCUCAGAGAAAAGGCGGGCUUCGAGAAAGAAGUUCUGGACCCAAUGUCUUGCUCGGGUGGUCCCAACGCCCCUUUCUUCUUUUGGACAAGAGCAAAAGGAGUACGAAGGUUCGAGCUCCCGGACUAGAGUGGUCAGAAAGGCCGCCCUGAACGCACUCGAAGUUUCGAAGCUUAAGGGCAGGUGCAAGUUUCAGGGAAUCAGCUUGCAAUCGCUUUUCUUUGCUGCGUACGCAGAGGUUCUAGCCUCGUCUGCUCAAGGGGUCCGACCUGAGCGUGUGAUGUUCGGCGUCUAUUUUGCGAGCCAUGAUUCAUGGUGGCCCAGGGUAAAAAAUAGCCGGACAUCCUACCCACAGCUCCGCUUGGUACCUCUGCGGGUCGUGCUUGAGGAUGGGUAUUCCCUCCUUGACGUGGCGAGGAUGAUACUAAGUGAUAUCCAUGUUUUCUCGUUGGCUAAGCAAGCAGAGGUCGGCGCCUGGGAGAUUAUGGACUGGACGGGGCUCAAGGUGGACAGCUUUGUCAAUUUCCUCAGCCUCCCGGCCCGUGACGAGGAUGAUGCGGAUGGGGUGAAGGUUGAACUGGAACCGUUGAUGGUGGCGGAUGGGGAGGCGGGGAGCCAGGAAGGGAGGGAGGCAUCGGAAGAGUAUAGAAUUCCUCGGGAGCUGGCGAAUAAUGCUGUGCGGGACGCAUACGCGGACCAAACUGAUAUUGAGGUUUCAGUGAAGGGUGACGAGAUGACGAUUGGUGUGUUUGGGCCGGGAUGGUUAGGGGUUGAUGGAGGGACACGGAUCAUUGACAGGAUUGUUGAGGUGCUGAAGGGAGUCCCAGCAGUCAGGGAUUAG
Messenger RNA from Canariomyces notabilis, 14739 nucleotides. Its product is annotated as non-ribosomal peptide synthetase. The transcript is spliced from 4 exons. Bases 1 to 14739 code for a protein of 4912 amino acids. Gene Ontology annotation, molecular function: phosphopantetheine binding; catalytic activity. Gene Ontology annotation, cellular component: cytoplasm. The record is from RefSeq and is a predicted model, not a curated record. Gene Ontology annotation, biological process: secondary metabolite biosynthetic process; amino acid activation for nonribosomal peptide biosynthetic process. Lineage: Eukaryota; Fungi; Ascomycota; Sordariomycetes; Sordariales; Chaetomiaceae.